Trichobilharzia regenti is the source of this 2553-nucleotide messenger RNA. The record is from the annotation of a GenBank genome assembly. Lineage: Eukaryota; Metazoa; Platyhelminthes; Trematoda; Strigeidida; Schistosomatidae.
AUGAUGACAAUGAUGAUGUUGGAUCAUUCUGCUGAACACCAUAAUGGCUUAAAUCCUAAACCUGAUCCAGACAUUGGAAUGCUAUGCGAAACAAGACGAUCAAAUUCAAACAUUUCAAAAGUUGUGAAUGGUAAUACGAAUGAUGACUACACAACACAUCCUGCCUUUCAUCAUCAACAUCAUAACUCUUCACCAACUUAUCCUCCGUACUCAUCGAUUGAUCGACAUUCUGCUCCACCGUCAACAAACAAGUCUCUAUCACGUCAAACAACUCCAAAUGAUUCCUGUAGUGAAAGUACAUUACGGUUACACGAUGAUCGUAAACUAUUUGUUGGUAUGUUGGGAAAACACCAAACAGAAGAGGAUGUACAGAAUCUAUUUGCACCAUACGGGCAAAUUGAAGAGUGUACUAUCCUACGAGAUCAGAAUGGAAUGAGUAAAGGCUGUGCUUUUGUUAAAUUCUCAACGAAUACAGAAGCGAUAAACGCUAUCGAUCAUUUGCAUAACAGUCAAACUAUGCAAGGUGCAUCUUCUCCAUUGGUUGUUAAAUUUGCUGAUAAUGAAAAGGAACGUUUAGUUCGCCGGCAUCAUCAUCAACAACAGAAUAGCGUAAAUGGAUCCACCUCUACUCCAGCAUCUGGAGGAUAUUUUGGAAAUAAUAAUAUGAAUCACACUAUGACUAAUGGUCAUUUGAAUGUGUCGAAUAUAUCACUGCAGCAGUAUACUGCACAGCAGUCACUUCGUCCUUCUUGUGCUAGUUAUACUGAUGCAUCGAAUAUGGCAGCGGUGGCAGCCGCUGUCGCCGCCUUCCAACAACAACAGCAACCACUCGGCGCUGCUCCUGGCUUUUCAUUACAAUUUCCUAGUGGCCAGCUUACACCCGGUUUAAUGCCCUCCUCCAAUCCCAGUCCAGUUCCUAAUGGUAUACAGAAUUCAUCUAUCCAGUCUAACCAACAACAUCAGCAGCAACAAGCCCAACAGCAACAACAACAAAGUCAAAUGGCACAACAAACAGCCUCUGCAUAUUUCAAUCCAAUGGCAGCGUUUAUGGCUGCAGCAACUGCUAUGCAAUAUGCUAAUCCACAAUUAACCAACAUGAAUUCCUUGACAGAUAGUCAAGUGAAUCGUCCCACAACUAUCCCGUUACAAUUGAAUUCUAUGUGGGGUGGUGGUCAGCCAAUACCGAAUGCUGCUGCAUUAGCCUCAUUGGCGUCUGGUUGUCCGGCUGCUGCUGCUGCCGCUGCCGCCGCCGCUGCUACGGCAUUACAAAAUACUACUCUACCUCAAUGUUCAUUGUUCCCGUUGACAGAUAUGGCUACACUAGCUGCUCUUACACAAGUAGGCAAUGGCAAUUUAAUGUCUGAUGCUAUGACAACAUCCGGUGUAUCCAUGGGUAAUGAAUUUCACAAUGCACUUACCACUGGGCUACUCGUGUCUGCAUCCCCCUCAACAGUAUCACCAAGUUUUGCCAGUAUUGGUAAUACUGCCACCGGAGGUCAAUCUGUCUCAUCUGGUGCUGGUAAUAUUUUAGCUUCAUCACCUGGUAUGAUGACUCCAGCCGCAUCUACACCACCAACUGUCAGUCCAGGUUUACUGACACCACAAACAUUGACCAGCGAUCCAACAGGUUUGUAUGCAGCUGCUGUUGCACUACAGAAUUCAGCGACAGGUCAAACCAAUACAAAUGGAUUACAGUUUCCACAACUACAUCCAUCAUUCGCUGCUGCUGCCGCUGCCGCUGCCGCUCAAUCUGCGGCUUUAGCACAUGGUGGGAAUAAUGUGUUGAAUUCUUAUUUGACGGAGAAUGCAGCGAUACAACAUGCUGCAGCGUUGGCGGCUGCUGCUGCGGCAGCAUCAGGACAACCGUUUGUCAAUGAUCCUAUGCAUCAAUUGUAUGCUGGACUUCAAGCCUAUGGUCUAGCUUAUCCUGGUGCAGGAACCGCGUAUACCUCAUUCUCUAAUUUGCAUCAUCAAGCCUUGUCUAUGCCAGUUCAACAGAAAGAAGGUACCAGGGAACUCAUAUUGACAGGUCCUGAAGGGUGUAAUUUGUUCAUUUAUCAUUUACCACAAGAGUUUGGUGAUCAUGAAUUAGCUCAAAUGUUUAUGCCAUUCGGUACACUGAUCAGUGCAAAGGUGUAUGUUGAUCGUGUCACACUUCAGAGUAAAUGUUUUGGUUUUGUCAGUUUCGAUAAUCAUACAAGUGCUCAGAAUGCAAUUCAAGCAAUGAAUGGUUUUCAAAUUGGUAUGAAACGAUUGAAAGUUCAACUGAAACGACCAAAAGGCAGUAACCCAUCAUCGAAUUCAUCGUCGAACAGAAAAUCUCGUGAUACACGUGAGUCAGGACAAAUACAAGGUGCAAACUUGACUACUACUACUACUAUUCCACCGUCAGGCGACAUCAACACGACAACAACGACGACAACACCAGCUUCAGCACCAACUACUACUCCUCCGACUUUAUAUUCUGAGUUAGUCGCAAACCCUACGGAAACAGUCACCAUUCAACAACAGCAGCAGCAACAACAACAGCCAGCAGCAGUGCCAGCGGUAUGA